CGCAAAAAUUAAACAUGAUUAAUUGUUAGAAUAAACAAUCAAUUGUCAGAUUGAGAGAAUAAAUUUAAAAAUAGCAACAAAAAAAGGGAACACUCCUCGUUUUCGGGACAACCAGAAUACCAUUGCUUACCAACAUAUCUUGAAGAACCCGUAAUGGAUGGUCUGUCGCGGAAGGCGUUCCAGCAAGUCAUUGGAAGCAAUUCAGACCAUAUCAUUUCGCAGGAUAACAAAAAGAAGUAUGGCGAAGAGCCCAGGAACUCUUUUUGGGUAUCCGUAAGCGACUACGAUUUGGACAGGGCUUACAUUGUCUACUGCUUCUUUCUCGAUAUCGGUGGCAUUGCUGCCAAAAGCUUGACGAAAUCCAAUCGCAUGUACCUGAAGUACUUCAGCGUGGAGGAUGCCCGAAGCGCGCUGAGCUACGAUGGCCAAACAAUUGGAUAUGGCGGGGACAUUCGCGUAAAAGUCAGAGCUGAGAACCCCGUUACCGAGAAUGCCGUCAGUGAGUUUCUGGAGCAAUGCUCAGAGGGCAAUGGCAAUCCCCCUGACAAUGAAACCACAGGAAUGGCUAUUGUCGAUGCCGCGGAUGAAAAACACGAGAUCAUUUCUGAUCAACUGCUGGCGGGAAACCGUGGGGAAAAUAAGUCCAAAGGCACUAGCAAAAAAGUCAGCUUAUCCCAAUGGUUUAAAGAAAAACUAUCUUAUGUGUUCUACUUUUAUUAAAUUCCAACAUUGC
Molecule: messenger RNA, 733 nt
Organism: Drosophila mauritiana
Lineage: Eukaryota; Metazoa; Arthropoda; Insecta; Diptera; Drosophilidae
Exons: 1
Coding region: 154-720 (188 amino acids)
Molecular function (GO): nucleic acid binding
Source: RefSeq, a predicted model, not a curated record